Messenger RNA from Miniopterus natalensis, 6194 nucleotides. RefSeq lists its product as uncharacterized. Gene Ontology annotation, cellular component: nucleus. The record is from RefSeq and is a predicted model, not a curated record. NCBI's taxonomy places the organism in Eukaryota, Metazoa, Chordata, Mammalia, Chiroptera, Miniopteridae. Gene Ontology annotation, biological process: embryo development; regulation of transcription by RNA polymerase II. Gene Ontology annotation, molecular function: DNA-binding transcription factor activity, RNA polymerase II-specific; RNA polymerase II transcription regulatory region sequence-specific DNA binding.
CUUCGAGGAUGUGGCCGUGACCUUCACCCAGGAGGAGUGGGGGCAGCUGGACCCAACCCAGAGGACCCUGUACCAGGAGGUGAUGCUGGAAAAUUGCAGGCUCCUGGUAUCUCUGGGGUGUCCUCUUCCAAGACCUGAGCUGAUCUGCCAGCUGGAGCACAGGCAGGAGCUAUGGAUGGGGAAGGAAGACCUCUUCCACAGCACCUGUCCAGGUGAGAAGGGUAAACUCAAGACCACAGAACCUACUACUUGUGAACCUGCCCUGUUUGAGGGAGCCUCAUUUCAGGAACAGCUAACACAAGGAGCUGAAUCCCCAGAAGACUUCCAUGUGGACCAAACCAAGGAUCAGAAUGGGCCAUUGGAAUUGCAAGAAAGACAGUUGAAAUCAGAGAUAGAACUGCGGAAGGAGAAGCUUCCUAGGAAGUCAAGCUCUGAACAUGGUGGCUUAGGGACAGCUGAUGGGGUGUGUUCAAGGACUGUGCAGGAGCCAGUCCUUCCAGGAGGUGCUGUCCUUGACCAUGAUUCAUGCAGAUUAGGUAAAAAUCCCAUGAUUCAGGAAGAGGAAAGUAUCUUUAAAUGCAAUGAGUGUGGGAAAGUGUUUAACAAGAAACGCCUCCUUGCUCGACAUGAGAGGAUUCACUCUGGCGUGAAGCCCUAUGAAUGCACAGAGUGUGGGAAAACCUUUAGUAAGAGCACUUACCUCCUUCAACACCACAUGGUCCACACAGGGGAGAAGCCAUAUAAGUGCAUGGAGUGUGGGAAGGCCUUCAACCGCAAGUCACACCUUACACAACACCAGCGGAUUCACAGUGGAGAGAAACCCUAUAAGUGCAAUGAAUGUGGAAAGGCCUUCACCCACCGCUCCACUUUUGUCUUGCAUAACAGAAGCCACACUGGCGAAAAACCCUUUGUGUGCAAAGAAUGUGGAAAAGCCUUCCGAGAUAGGCCAGGUUUCAUUCGACACUACAUCAUCCACAGUGGCGAGAAUCCCUAUGAGUGUUUCGAGUGUGGCAAGGUCUUCAAACACAAGUCAUACCUCAUGUGGCACCAGCAGACGCACACUGGGGAGAAGCCCUAUGAGUGCAGUGAGUGUGGGAAAGCCUUCUGUGAGAGUGCCGCCCUCAUUCACCACUAUGUCAUCCACACUGGGGAGAAGCCCUUUGAGUGCCUCGAGUGCGGGAAGGCCUUCAACCACAGGUCGUACCUCAAGAGGCACCAGCGGAUCCACACUGGGGAGAAGCCGUAUGUGUGUGGUGAGUGUGGAAAGGCCUUCACCCACUGCUCCACUUUUAUCUUGCAUAAGAGAGCCCACACUGGAGAAAAACCUUUUGAGUGUAAAGAAUGUGGGAAAGCCUUUAGCAAUAGGGCUGACCUCAUUCGGCACUUCAGCAUCCACACUGGAGAGAAGCCCUAUGAGUGCAGUGAGUGUGGGAAGGCCUUCAACCGCAGGUCAGGCCUCACGAGGCACCAGCGGAUUCAUAGUGGAGAGAAGCCCUAUGAGUGCAUGGAGUGUGGGAAAACUUUCUGCUGGAGCACUAACCUCAUUCGACACUCCAUCAUCCACACUGGAGAGAAGCCCUAUGAAUGCAGUGAAUGUGGAAAGGCCUUCAGUCGCAGCUCUUCCCUCAGUCAGCAUCAGAGGGUUCAUACUGGGAGAAACCCUGUCAGUGUAACAGAAGUGGAAAGACCCUUUACAAGUGGACAGUCCUCAGUCAACCUCCAAGAACUCCUGUUGGGGAAAGACUUUUUGAAUGUAAACACUGUGGAAAACGUUUUGCCAGAAGAAACAUCUUACUCAGACUCUAAUCAUUCAUACCAAAGAGAAACCCCACAAUUUUCUCCCCUGUGGGACUCCCUGGGCCUCGUGUGCACCUUACAUGGGGAAACUGAGCUCGGAGUGCGACGGUCGGUCGAGGUGACCCCGCUCUCUCCGCGGGGUCGCGCGAUGGCGGCGGCUCUGGUGCACCCGGCGCAGAUGCCUGUGACCUUCGAGGAUGUGGCUGUGAGUUUCACCCAGGAGGAGUGGGAGCAGCUGGAUCUGGCCCAGAGGAUGCUAUACCAGGAGGUGAUGCUGGAGACCUGCAGGCUCCUGGUCUCUCUGGGCUGUCCUUUGUCUAAACCAGAACUGAUCUCCCCGUUGGAGCACAGCCCAGAGUUACAGUCUUUGAAGAGAGGACUCCCCCUAAGCUUCUGCCCAGGUGACGGCACAAAACUCAAGACCAUAGAGCCUCCCUCUUCCCAACAGGCCUUGUCUGAGGACAUCUCAUUCCAGGAGGGACUGACUCAGCGAGUCUCAGGGGACCCCGAGGUUGGGCAAGGCCGGGACCAAGAUGAGCCAUCAGAAGUUCAGGAACACCACCCAAGACCAGGGAUGGCCCCCCCAAAGGAGAAGCUGCCUGGGAAACUGAGCCCUGAAUGUGACAGUUUAGGGAGAGACGAUGGUCUGCCCCCCAGGACUGUCCAGGAGCCAGCCUCUUCAGAUGCUCUCUGUGCGCGAGAUUUACACAGACCAGUGAAAGGUCCCUCAAUUCAUGAAGCAAAACAGUCCUACAAGUGUGAGGAAUGUGGGAAACUAUUCAAUAAGAAAUGCUUCCUGGUUCGACAUAAGCACAUUCACACUGGAGUGAAGCCCUAUGAAUGCACAGAGUGUGGGAAGACCUUUAGCAAGAGCACCCACCUCCUGCAGCACCACAUGAUCCACACAGGGGAGAAGCCCUAUGAGUGCCUAGAGUGUGGGAAGGCCUUCAAGCGCCGGUCACACCUCACCAGGCACCAGCGGAUCCACACUGGGGAGAAGCCCUAUGUAUGCAGCGAGUGUGGAAAGGCCUUCGCCCACAGCUCCACUUUUAUCUUGCAUAAGAGAGCCCACACUGGAGAAAAACCCUAUGAAUGCAAAGAAUGUGGGAAAACGUUUAGCAGUCGGUCAGACCUCGUUUGGCACUUUAGCAUCCACACUGAAGAGAAACCCUAUGAGUGCAGUGAGUGUGGGAAGGCCUUCAAGCGCAGGUCAUACCUCACAAGACACCAGCAGAUCCACAGUGGAGAGAAGCCCUAUGAGUGCCUUGAGUGUGGCAAAGCCUUUUGCCAGAGGGCAAACCUCAUCCGGCACACCAUUAUCCACACUGGGGAGAAGCCUUUUGUGUGCACUGAAUGUGGUAAGGCCUUCACCUACUGCUACACCUUCAUUUUGCAUAAGAGGGCCCACAUUGGAGAUAAACCUUUUGAGUGUAAAGAAUGUGAGAAAGCCUUCAGCACUAAGAAAGACCUCAUUCGACACAUCAGCAUCCACGCUGGAGAGAAACCCUAUGAGUGCAGUGAGUGUGGAAAGGCCUUCAACCGCAGGUCAGGCCUCACGACACACCAGCGGAUUCAUAGUGGAGAGAAGCCCUAUGAGUGCAUGGAGUGUGGGAAAACCUUCUGCUGGAGCGCAAGCCUCAUUCAACACUCUGUCAUCCACACUGGAGAGAAGCCCUAUGAAUGCAGGGAGUGUGGGAAGGCCUUUGGUCGAAGCCAAUCCCUUAGACAGCAUCAAAGGGUUCAUUCUGGGAGAAACGCUGUCAGUAGAAAAGAAGUGGAAAGAUCUUUCACAAGUGGAAAAUCCUUAGUCAACCUCUAAGAUUCCUAUUGUGGAAAGACUUUGAGUAUAAACACGGAAAAUCUUUUGCCAGCAUCUGAUCAUUUAUACCAAAGAGAAUCCCCCCAGUUUUCUUCCCUGUGAGAAAACGUGUUGCAGGAUGUCAGUUGUCAUCUAAUGAGCCAUGUUAGUAAUGAUGCAGCCUAGAAUCUCAUUCUGCAUCUAAGAGUUCAUCCAAGAGAGUAAUCCAGUCUUUACUGUGCACUUAGCAAAACCUUCAGCCACCUUUUACCUUAGUUUACACUGCAAAAUUAUCUCAGGGGUAUUUAAACAAAGCAAGAGGAGACAUAGAAGUAAAAAGACACAAAGUCGAACACAGGUUUUUUGAGACCUCCUGACAAGCCUUUGGCAAUUUGUCAUCCCUUUAAGUGGGGAGCGGGGAGUGUUUCGGAGAUCAGAGUGCCUUGUUCCCUUAUUGGUCUUUUGUGUACAUUCACUUGUGUUGAAUAUCAGGAGAGUUAGUUGAGAGUGUGUCAGAAAACACUGUUUUAAAGCCUUUAUUCUACAACAUUAUCUCUACCCAUGAGCAGCAUGAGUCUUAUGAGAACUAUAAAGGCUCAAGUGAUGAAAUGCUUUGUACUGAGAUAAAGAUGUACCUAUCUGGUACAGAAGAAGCCUCUGAAGUGGUUAAAUUUUCUGUUGAAAAUGACAAACAGAAACAAAGAUACACAUAUGAAUUCAAACUUUUAAAACACACGAUGUUUCUUCCUAUGACUAACCACCCCAAACUCAUUCUUCGUUGUGAUCUACUUAUUUUUUUCUCUGUGUUUCUGUGGGGUGAGGACAGCAGUGUCACUGCGUAACCUCCUCAGAUGGAUCCUAAUUGUAUCCUGAUUGUGAUUUCUGAGUUUCAGUUCUUAGAGGCUUCUACAUCAGCAAUUUUCUAGGGGUUCAGUUAGAGCCAAAAUUUUAAAAAUGGCUGAAUUAAGAAUAAUGGUAAAUUCAGAAAAAAACACAUAGAAUGCAUCUCUUUAAUCUUACAAAAGAUUGUGUGGAGAUUCACUCUCAGAUAAACUGACUUGAAUUUUAACAUGAAGUGGGCAUAUGUACAUGCAGGUAUGUGUGAGUUUUACUGUUUUCACCAUGGGGUUAGUCCCAGUAUAAAGACUAAUGACUAGUACCUUUUAUCAGGGUAUUUUGGAAUUUCUCCUUUGGCAUUUUUUUUAUAUGAUAGUAUUACCUUACAUUAUGAAAUAUACCGUACAGCAAGCUAUAAAAAUAAUCAUAUGUUCACUUUGAACCUUCCUCAGGGCCUUUUAAAUGACCAUGUGUAGAUCUGAAUUGCCAUUGUAGGCCAAGCCACUUAAGAUGUAUUGAUCAUGGAGUAUUGCAAAGGCCACCUCCAUCCUUCUCAUGUCAUGUCUUCAGCAAGUUCUAGGGCCUGAAUAUUUCUUCCUAAAAGUUUUAUAGUUUUACCUUUUACAUUUAAAUCUCUGUUCCAUGUUGAGUUAAUUUUUGUAUUACCCUGUGAGGUUUAGGUUGAGUUUGUGUUUUUGCCUAAGUAUGCUCUGUUGUUCAGGUGCCAUUUCUUGAAAAGACUAUCCUGCUUCCAUUGAACUGCAUUUACUCCUUAGUCAAAAAUUUUUAGAUUUUUUUUGUAUGCACUUUUCUGUGUGUCAUCAUAUGUGGUAUUGAGUUUUUAAUUUCAGGUUGCACAUGAUUACUAUUAUAGAGAAAUGUUAAUUUUUAUAUAUUAACCUUGUAUCCUAUGAUCUUGUUGAAUUCACUAGUUAUGGCAGAUUAAAAAAAAAUUUUAGGAUUUUCUUUAUAAACAGUAUGUUAUCAGCAAAUAGUAAACAUCUUUUCCUGUAGUCUUGUCAUUUCCGUUUACUGUCUUUAUUGUACCACAUUGAACUUCCAGUUUAGUAUUGAAUAAAAGUGAUGGAAGGGGACGUGCUUGCCUCAUCUUACUGCUAGGGAGAAAGCGUUCAGUGUUUACCAUAAAUACGAUGAUAGCUUUGGGUUUCCAUAUAGAUGUUUUUUAGCUUGGAAAGUAUCCCUCCUAAAUUGCUAACAGCUUUCAUUAUGGAUGGGUUUUGAAUUUUGUCAAAUGUUUGUCUCCUUCAAUUGAUGUGAUCAUAUGAUUUUUCUUCUGUAGCCUAUUGAUAAGAUGGCUUGCUGUGACUGGUUUUUGAAUGUCGAACUAGCUUUGCAUUCCUGCAGUAAACCACACCAAGUCAUGGAAUAUAAUUCUUUUAUUGUGUCUACAUUACAGCAUUUUAUUUGCUAGUAUUUUGUUGAGGAAUUUUAUGUCUAAAAUCAUGAGCAUGUUGGUUUAUAGUUCAAUAUUUUGUACUGGUGUUGGUGUCUGAGUAGUACUCCUUCCCAAAAUGAAAUGGGAAAUGUUCCCCUCUUUGUUUCCUUUUUUUCUGGAUGAGAUCUUGUAGACUUGGUGUUAUUUCAUCUAUUUCUGUAACAUUAUGUCUUGGAAGUGUGGCUUAUAAACUGAAUAUUGCUGGAUAUUUUUUAGACCUACCAAAGUUACUGACUGCUAUUUCAAACAUUUAUUUUGUGUGAUAGCUGGUAUAUUUGCUUUUAAAUACAUCUUGUUUUGUGCCUA